Otolemur garnettii (small-eared galago) is the source of this 769-nucleotide messenger RNA. It is a transcript of the gene H1-4, whose product is annotated as histone H1.4. The transcript has a single exon. The record is from RefSeq and is a predicted model, not a curated record. Gene Ontology annotation, cellular component: nucleosome. The coding region runs from base 57 to 716 and encodes 219 amino acids. NCBI's taxonomy places the organism in Eukaryota, Metazoa, Chordata, Mammalia, Primates, Galagidae. Gene Ontology annotation, biological process: nucleosome assembly. Gene Ontology annotation, molecular function: DNA binding; structural constituent of chromatin.
CCGGCCAGUGCCUCUGCUUCCGGCUCUAAUUGCUCUCCUUCACGCCCGCCUUCAAUAUGUCUGAGACUGCGCCCGCUGCGCCCGCCGCUCCGGCCCCUGCCGAGAAGACACCCGUGAAAAAAAAGGCCCGCAAGUCUGCAGGUGCGGCGAAACGCAAAGCGUCCGGACCCCCGGUGUCUGAGCUCAUCACCAAGGCUGUUGCCGCCUCCAAGGAGCGUAGCGGUGUGUCUUUGGCUGCGCUCAAGAAGGCGCUGGCGGCCUCCGGCUAUGACGUGGAGAAGAACAACAGCCGCAUCAAGCUUGGUCUUAAGAGCUUGGUGAGCAAGGGCACCCUGGUGCAGACCAAGGGCACAGGCGCCUCGGGUUCCUUCAAACUCAACAAGAAGGCGGCCUCCGGGGAAGCCAAGCCUAGAACUAAAAAAGCAACUACAACCAAGGCCAAGAAGCCUGCAGGAGCGGCAAAGAAGCCUAAGAAGGCGACAGGGGCAGCCACCCCUAAGAAGAGCGCCAAGAAGACCCCAAAGAAGGCGAAGAAGCCGGCUGCAGCUGCAGGAGCCAAAAAAGCGAAAAGCCCUAAAAAGGCGAAAGCAGCCAAGCCGAAGAAGGCGCCUAAGAGCCCAGCGAAGGCCAAAGCUGUGAAACCUAAGGCGGCUAAACCAAAGACCGCCAAGCCCAAGGCAGCCAAGCCAAAGAAGGCGGCAGCUAAGAAGAAAUAAGUCCUUUGGCCAACUGCUUAGACGCUCAACACAACCCAAAGGCUCUUUUCAGA